This is a messenger RNA of Scleropages formosus (Asian bonytongue), 683 nucleotides long. RefSeq names its product vesicle-associated membrane protein 2-like. Gene Ontology annotation, cellular component: membrane. The record is from RefSeq and is a predicted model, not a curated record. Gene Ontology annotation, biological process: vesicle-mediated transport. The transcript has 4 exons. Bases 113 to 397 code for a protein of 94 amino acids. Lineage: Eukaryota; Metazoa; Chordata; Actinopteri; Osteoglossiformes; Osteoglossidae.
GAGCGACAGCAGUACUGUCCGCAUCAGCAUCAUAGCCAGGAGGAGAAAGUGUCCAGACUGUUAGAACAUCUGCGUUUCAGUUGGAUUUACCCACAAAGACAAAAACUAAGAAAUGUCUUCUCCGGCUCCCGCGGACAUCCCAGCCAAAGAUGAGGAAGCACCACAGCAGCCCCUCAACGUAACCAGCAACCACCGCCUGCAACAAUCACAGAUGCAAGUGCAAGAGCUGACUGGCAUUAUGAAUGUGAAUUUGGAUAAGAUUCUGAAGAGGGACCAGGAUCUGUCUAAGCUAGAUGACCAGGCUGAUGCCUUAAAAGACAAAGCCUCCCACUUUGAAACCAGUGCAGCAAAACUUAAGCGCAAGUACUGGUGGAAAAAUCUCAAGGACUAUACAUAAAACCCAGAAGAAAGAUCAUAGAAAGAAGCAACAUUACCAAAUUACCCAUAAGGCAUCACCUAUCUGAUAUCAAUGAGAUGAAAUUAAGAGUUCACACCCUGUAGUCUCUUCAUCUGAAGAGACUGUUGCAAGACCUUAACAAUGAGGAGCAGGAUGCUAAACCCAAACCUUUACAUUGUAUUUUCUAUUAUUAAAUUACAUUUUAUAGCAUUUCUUAUUUUCAUCAGUCUGGGUGUCUGUAACUGGUCACAUCAGAAUUAGAAUCAGAUUUAUCUGGCCAUGUAUA